UCCUACUUGUGUCAUCGCAGAAAAAAAUAGUUAUGCCCUGAGCUGAACCCUAUAUCAACACAUUAAAGUCCAAAGUCUCAUAACUCUUCUUCUUCUCUAGAUAUUUUUAUCAGCUUCCAUUUUUUCAACUUUCUCAUUUUUGGGAAAUCAUCAAAACAUGACAACCUAUGGAACAAUACCGUCAGGAUCAGGGAGUGUAGAAUUCAUUUCCAGGGCCAAGGAACAGAUCAAGUCAGGUCUAGGAACAAGAAGACCAUGGAAACAAAUGUUUUUUUGGGAAGCUUUUGGUUUACCACAUGGUUUCAUGGAAGUUAUCUCACGGAUCAAAACAAACACGGCAUAUUUCCGUAUGAAUUACGCACUUAUCGUGUUAGGAAUUCUGUUUUUGAGUUUACUUUGGCAUCCAAUAUCUAUGAUCAUAUUUAUAGCUAUUAUGGCUGCCUGGAUUUUUCUCUACUUCUUACGUGACGAACCGUUAAUGAUAUUCAACAAUAUGAUUAACGACCGUAUCGUCUUGAUCGUGCUUUCUGUUGUCACAAUUAUUGGGUUGAUGUUCACCGGUGUAAUUCCGAAUGUUUUCUCGGCGGUUGGGAUUGGAGCUGUGUUUGUUUUAGCUCAUGGUGCAAUGAGGAAGACUGAUGAUUUAUUUGUUGAUGAUGAAGAAGCUGCUCAUGGAUUUACUUAGAAAGCGAUUGUAUUCGGAAUCACUGGGACUGUUUGUUGAUCUCCAAUGAAAAUUAUUGAUUGUUUCUUUGUGUAAUCAUUUUAAUGAAAGUGUGAAUUGCUUUUGUCAACCAAAUUAUUGGCCUUUUUCUGUC
This is a messenger RNA of Papaver somniferum (opium poppy), 818 nucleotides long. Its product is annotated as PRA1 family protein F3-like. The coding region runs from base 158 to 685 and encodes 175 amino acids. The transcript has a single exon. The record is from RefSeq and is a predicted model, not a curated record. Gene Ontology annotation, cellular component: endoplasmic reticulum; Golgi apparatus. Gene Ontology annotation, biological process: vesicle-mediated transport. Lineage: Eukaryota; Viridiplantae; Streptophyta; Magnoliopsida; Ranunculales; Papaveraceae.